CGUAAAACUGUCACUCAUCUACUGCAAAGGGCCACGCCUGCAACUACGACCAGGACUACCAUUACGCUUGUGCUAGAAAAGUGAUCUCAAACUAUCUUAUGAUGGAACUCUUGUCAAACAAUUCGGUUCCGCAACAAAUGGCCAGCAGCAAUACGGCCAGCGCCAACGGUGUUGCGUCCUCAAAUGCCAACGGCAGCGGGGGCAGUGUCAGCAGCAACGCCAGCAACUCCUCCGAGCGCCUCCUGGCAGGCAUACUGGAGUCGUUUCCCGCCUGGGACCUCAACGUGGGACUGCUGCCCAAUGUGGGGCAGAGCUCGCCACCUCGCACGGACUUCUUCAUCAAUAACUUUCUGGGCGGACUAGACACACAUGGCGACUUCAGCAUCGGACCCAUUGGCAGUGGGCCGCGCAGCAACCCGAAGAUGUCGCCAGAGUCUUCCAACAACUCGAGCAUCAGCUGCGGCUGGUGCGAGGUGAGCGCCUCCAUACGCUGCCUCGAGUGCAACGAGUUUAUGUGCAACGACUGCCUGAGGGAGCACCGCAACAGUCCGCUCUCCUCGAACCACUCAAUCGUGUCGCUGCCGACACCCAUCGGGGCCUCGCCCACAGGCGGCAGCUCGACCAACGCCCACACGCCGCCCAGCUCCAACUUCAUCUGCGAUAUUCACAACGAGAUGCUACGCUACGUGUGCGACUACUGCCGCAAGCUGGUGUGCCAGUGCUGCACCCUGCACGAGCACAAGGAGCACAGCUACGCAUCCAUCCAGAGUUUCAUGGUCGGCUCCAAGGAGAAGCUGGAGGGCGCUAUCGAGAGCAGCCAGGUGGGGACGCGCUGCAUCAAGAGCAGCAUUGACAAGGCCCUGGCCUUCAUCCGGCUCAUCGAGCGCAACUGCAGCGAGCUGAGCGACAACAUACGGAAGGCCUUCCGUCAGUUCAUCAUUGCCAUCGAGGACCGCGAGCGCUUCCUGCUCGACUUUGUGGAGAAGCUGCGCAUGCGUCGUCUGGCCAUCCUCCACGACCAGAUGGCGGGCCUGAAGUCCGCCCUGGCCGGCCUCUCCGAGACCUCCGACAUGCUCAGCAAAGUAGCGGACAAUGCGCUGAGCAUGGACCAGAUCGAGAUAGCUAUGAAGCUCACCAAUGGACAGCGCCAGAUGGAGCAGUUUGCCGGCAUCUACAAGGAUCUGCAGCCCAAGCAGGAGGUCUUUGCCUUUGCCCCACCCGACUACAGUCUGCUGCAAGAUAUCCGAAACCAGGGCGGCGUCAUACUGGUCGACGACAAGAACCUGCCCAUCGUCACUAGUACCAGCGGCAUCGUGCCCAGCGUCUCCAAUGUUAACGCCGUCACCGCCGCCUCCGUGGGCAUCGGAGGAAUCGGAGUCGGAGUCGGAGUUGGAAAUGGCGUUGGUGUUAAUGUCGGAGUCAAUGUCGGCGUCGGUGGCGGUGUUGGUGUCGGCGUGGGUCCUGGCAAUGGAAUGGACUUGGCCUUUGGCAUCGGGAGCAUUGCCAACAAUCCGUUGAGCGUGGCCUCCUCGAAUGUGCGUCGUCCACUGCUGCGGGACAAUAGCUUCCGCAUACCGUCGCCCAUAAUGCAGCCGCGUGGCGGCAGUGCCUGCGGCAUGACUAGCGCCGCACUGGACUGGGAGCUGAACGGACUGCGAAGCUCGCCAGGCCUUCACUUCAGCGCUCCUCGAACGACGCAGGCCAUACCCGGCUGCAUGGAUCUGGUAAAAGUGCGAAACUCCAACUCACUGUCGCUGUCGUUUGCCACCGAAGGACACGAGGAUGGGCAGGUGAGCCGACCGUGGGGCCUGUGCGUGGACAAGAUGGGUCAUGUUCUGGUCUCGGAUCGCCGCAACAACCGUGUGCAGGUCUUCAAUCCAGACGGCUCGCUCAAGUUCAAGUUCGGACGCAAGGGCGUGGGCAACGGGGAGUUCGACCUGCCCGCCGGCAUCUGUGUGGACGUGGACAAUCGCAUCAUUGUGGUGGACAAGGACAACCACCGCGUGCAGAUCUUCACGGCCAGCGGCGUCUUUCUGCUCAAGUUCGGCAGCUAUGGCAAGGAGUACGGCCAGUUCCAGUAUCCGUGGGAUGUGGCAGUGAACUCGCGCCGCCAGAUCGUGGUCACCGACUCGCGCAACCAUCGCAUCCAGCAGUUCGACUCCGAGGGACGAUUCAUACGCCAGAUUGUGUUCGACAACCAUGGCCAGACGAAGGGCAUCGCCUCGCCCCGCGGUGUCUGCUAUACGCCCACGGGGAACAUCAUUGUAUCCGAUUUUGACAACCAUUGCCUCUAUCUAAUCGAUCCCGACAUCAAUGACAUUCUGUCCGUGAAGGGACACGAGGGCUCAGGCUUCCAUGAGUUCAAUAGGCCCUCGGGGCUGUGCUGUGACGACGAGGGCCGCAUUAUAGUGGCCGAUUCCAAGAAUCAACGCAUCCUGGUCUUCAACCAAAAUCUAGACUUUAUGUGGGAUAUCGAGGUGCGACCCUCUAUCAAUCCACUAAUGCCACCGACGCUGGACGAGAAGGAUCGAACGUGCGACGUGGCCAUGAUGCCAGACGGUCGCAUAGUAUUCCUCAUUGAACUGUCGCCAGACUCCAAGGAAGGGUCUAACCCUUACAAGCGGUUUGUGCACGUAUUCUAAAUAAGCUUAUAGCCGUCAAAUGGACUGGGAGGGGAAUAGGAAUACGAAUACGAAUACGAAUACCAAUCUUUUUUUAGACCAUUUACAAGAGCUAAACGUUAGCGUAGUAGAGACAUCCAAUCCAAAAGAAACAAAACAAAAAACUAAAAGAACUA
Molecule: messenger RNA, 2797 nt
Organism: Drosophila subobscura
Lineage: Eukaryota; Metazoa; Arthropoda; Insecta; Diptera; Drosophilidae
Gene: wech
Product: protein wech
Exons: 4
Coding region: 99-2642 (847 amino acids)
Biological process (GO): proteasome-mediated ubiquitin-dependent protein catabolic process; protein polyubiquitination
Molecular function (GO): ubiquitin protein ligase activity; protein binding; zinc ion binding
Source: RefSeq, a predicted model, not a curated record